Messenger RNA from Fulvia fulva, 984 nucleotides. RefSeq names its product putative dehydratase NIT22. The transcript has 2 exons. NCBI's taxonomy places the organism in Eukaryota, Fungi, Ascomycota, Dothideomycetes, Mycosphaerellales, Mycosphaerellaceae. Gene Ontology annotation, cellular component: peroxisome. The coding region runs from base 1 to 984 and encodes 327 amino acids. The record is from RefSeq and is a predicted model, not a curated record.
AUGUCGACCCUAUACUCAUACCCCCUCAAACCAGCCUCCUGGAACGAAAGAGACGUGCUCCUCUUCGCAACCAGCAUCGACAUCGACCCAUCCCAACUACAAUACCUCUACGAAAACCACCCCAAAUUCACCCCAUUCCCAACCUACCCCAUCGCCCUAACCUUCAAACACAAUCACACAACCACCACAUCCUUCGCCUCCCACUUCACCCAACACCUCACUCCCCCGCCCAACUUCAUCCCAGACUUCCCCAAACUCGACAUAACCCGCGUCGUAGACGGACAACGCACGCUUCAAAUCCUGCGGACGAUUCCCACCACCUCUAAGGGCCGAGACUUCCGGAUCCGAUCGACAGUUACCGGCGUCUGGGACAAAGGACGCGGCAAACCAACCAUCAUCCAAACGGACCACGUCUUGCUGGAAAUCCCCAAAGUCGCCACGACGUUCGGCGGGCGGAAAGUCGAGGAGAUUUUCACGCGCAUGUCUGAAACUGCCAUCUUCAUGGGCCAGGGCGGAUGGGGUGGUCCUAAUCCUCCUUGCCCCUCAGGAACAGACACUUUCAAGCCAGCCCGUCACCCCGACGUAACACACCACCACCCCAUCCCAUCAAACGCCCACCUCGUCUACCGCCUCAACGGCGAUUACAACCCCCUCCACGCCACCGGGGUGCAAGCAGCGAUCGUGCAGCCGACGCCGAUUAUGCAUGGGUUAUACAGCUGGAAUGUCGUUGCAGGGAUUGUCGUGAAGAGGUUUGGCGGGGUGUUGAGGAGGUUUCGGGCGAGGUUUGCAAAGCCGGUGAGGCCCGGGGAUGGGCUUGAGGUGGAGAUGUGGAGGGUUGAGAAGGGGAGUGGGGAGUUUGAGGUGAGGUUUGAGGCGAGGGUGGAGGGGAAGGUGGUGCUUGCGGAAGGGGUUGCGGGGUUGGAAGGUGGGAGAGGGGAGGUUGGGCAGGUGCGAAAGGUGCAGGAAUUGGUCUCGAGGUUGUAG